Malassezia japonica is the source of this 1830-nucleotide messenger RNA. RefSeq lists its product as uncharacterized. The transcript has a single exon. The coding region runs from base 1 to 1830 and encodes 609 amino acids. The record is from RefSeq and is a predicted model, not a curated record. Lineage: Eukaryota; Fungi; Basidiomycota; Malasseziomycetes; Malasseziales; Malasseziaceae.
AUGCUGGUACACAAUACCGACGAAGCACUCGCCAGUGCCGUGGAUGAGCCCCCGGAUUCGCGGCUGGCUCACUCGGGCCAAGUCUAUGGUUUCCUCAAAAGAGACCAGGACAAGGUGCCUGAGUUGGGCCAGCUCUGCUCCCCUAUCCACGACCGGGCCAGCACGGCACCGUGCCCGGUUCCUGUCACUCCAAAACGCUUAUCGCCAAGCAACGAGAGCGGCUCGGAACUCUCCACACCGCGCCUGGCAGUGAGUCCGAGCUGCACGGAAUCGACCCUCGGCAGCCCAAGCAGCCUGUCGAGCGUGCAGAGUUUUACGGGGUCCCUGCACCGCGGCGAGUAUGCCGACGUCGAGGACUUUGAUUUGGAGCCCGAGCUCGAGCCGGUCGACGAGGUCGAUGAGGUGGAAGCUGUUUCGAUGGCCGCGCUCGACCUCUCGGAGUCGGCCAGCACCGAGGAGCAACCGGGUGCCUACCACAAGUACACGCCUGGCGCUGCCCGCCUCGCUGCUCGCACCCCGGUACCCCGCAAAAAUGACGCGUCGGAACCCGAGGAGGGCGCCACACCGACGCCGGCCCACACGAAGCACGAGGCAUCGCAUGCGACAUCCCCGCCACCUGCUGCGUGGCCCCUGCGCAAAGGGCGUGUGUUUGAAAUCAUCGCCCACGGCGACGACAUGCCCCGCACCACCUCGCCACAGCCGCGCGACGGCAACGAUGGCAGCUCGUGCAUCGAGUACGACCUCGACAUCCCCCCCCUUCCUCCGAUGCCGCCGCCAAAUGUGAACCCAAUCGAUACCGUGCCGGCCGUGCCGUCGCCCCUCUCGGUUUGUGUGACGGCGGAGACCCCCGCCGAGGCACAGGCCGAUCGCCCCGCCGAGGCCCCGCCUGCCGAGGAAGACAUCAGCUCGAGCACCGGCACGCUCGUUCCGGACGACCGCAGUGCGGGGCGCUCGUCAGACGACAGUCGUACGCCCUCGCCGAGGCACCGCAAGUGCCUUGGCGGCCUGUUGCGUCGCAACAGUCGCGCGAGUUCGAGCACGCCUGCGCUCAAAUCUGCGCUGUGCUCGAACGAGGAGGACCGUGGCCGCCGUCGCAACCGCAACACUUCGCACUCGGUGCGCUUCAGCUCCAAUGCGCCGGUCGAGGUGCGCACGCACAGCCCUGUCGAGUACGACCGCAAGCCGUGCCCCGUGAACAACAAGCUGUGUAACAAGGAUUUCGAAGAGCUUCGUGAUCUGUGUCUGCCUAUGGACCUGCUUGAAUCGCGCUGGCAGUCGCUCCGCGGCAAACACCCGAUCCACGGGUCGGAUGCCGAAGCCCACGACGAGCCCGAGGAGGUGCACAGCCACGUGCCGUGGCAGGCGUCCAAGUCACCGCCCAAUGAGCCGCCGGCGCCUACCGGCCCGACGACGCUGCCUCUCUCUGUAUAUGAAACGAACGAGGGCCCUGCGCCGAGUGCCGCCUCGUUUACCAAGCCAGCCAGCCCCCGCACCUGUGAUCCGCUCUCGGAUCUCCGCAAAAUGCGCGAGCAGCGCCAGUGCCAGACGCGCCCACCCUCGCGCGACCGGCGCAAGGCACGUCGCCAGUCUAACUGCUCGUCGCUCGGUUCCGCGCUUGCGGCGCGAUUUGGCCUGAACCAGCCCCCCCCUCCGCUUCCGGGCACGGGCGUUUCGCCGCCGCCGUCCAACUGCUCGUCCGAGUCGUUGGCGUCGGUGCCCGACGACCCGUACCCCAGUGCGAGUCCCUAUAUGCACGACAACUCGAGUGGUUACGAGAGUCCUGCUGCAGACCUGUACGAUAGCGGCAGCGAGUACGACCUCGUUGCCUAG